Messenger RNA from Trichosporon asahii var. asahii CBS 2479, 684 nucleotides. RefSeq lists its product as uncharacterized. The transcript has a single exon. The coding region runs from base 1 to 684 and encodes 227 amino acids. Lineage: Eukaryota; Fungi; Basidiomycota; Tremellomycetes; Trichosporonales; Trichosporonaceae. The record is from RefSeq and is a predicted model, not a curated record. Gene Ontology annotation, molecular function: S-adenosylmethionine-dependent methyltransferase activity.
AUGCCCGGCGACUCAGCCCCCCAGCAUCCCGCCACCUCCUCCGGCGGCAACCCCCACCUCGCGGCCGUGUACGCGCUCGGCAUCUCCGGCAAGCCCUCGGACUUGAAGGGGAUCUACGACGAGUGGGCGGCUUCGUACGACUCUGACCUCGCGCUGCCACAGCAAGGCUACGUCGGACCUGUCGUCGCCACACGCGCGUUGGCGAAGACGGGCCUCUCUCCCGACUCUGUCUUGCUCGACGCGGGGUGCGGUACCGGCCUUGUCGGGAGUCAGCUCAAGGCCCUCGGGUACGGCACCGUCGACGGCGUGGACCUCAGCGACGGCAUGCUGCGCGAGGCGGCCAAAACGGGCGCAUACCGCCACCUGGCCACCGCCGACUUGACCCAGAAGCUCGACUUCAAGGAUGCAAGCUACGACGGCGUGACGUGCGUCGGCACGCUCACGCUCGGGCACGUCGGGCCGCAGGCGCUCGAGGAGCUCGCGCGCGUCACUCGCCCGGGCGGGUUCGUCGUGUCCACCAUCCUCGAGGAUAUCUGGGCCAUUGGGGGUUAUGCUCAGUACGUCGAGGCGAUGGAGAAACGGGGCACCGUGACUGUCGUCUCUAAGGAGCUCGAACCGUAUCGUGCUGGCGCGGGGGUGGAGGCGCGUACCCUCGUGCUCCGCGUUAAUGGGCUGCUGAACUGA